AAAACACUAAAAAUUUGGUAUCGACGUCACAAGUUUCAAGUUUACUAGGUGAACGGGUUGAAGGAGUAGUUGGCGUCAGAAGUUGGCUUCUAAAACCUUAUCAUCGGCUUCUAAAACCCUCUGGUUUGAUUCGCAGCUUAGGAUGGAAAACGUUGUGUUCUACCAAACGGAUUGCGAGACCCUUUGGUCUCAGAUUAAAUGCAAAGAGAAGCAGAUUCAACUCAAACGGAGCAGGUGGUUGUUGGGUCUUCCUCUUUCUGAAUCUGAGCACAACCUGUUUCAAAGUCCUGACCUUGAACGAGAUUCAUUGCCGGAAUCUUUGCUCAGGGAAGAUGAUCUGUUCUAUGAGACUGCAAAGUCUUCUGUUCAAGCAGCCUUUGGAGCAUGCAAUGUUGAAGCAGGGAAGCAAGAUAAUAUUCUAAUGCUCGACAGAAGAAGUAUAUCCACAGCCUUGUCAUCGCCAUGUCUUGAUGAUUUGACUACUAAGGGGCUUCACCUUAUAGCUACCACACUUGCAGCAGGUUCAGUCAAGUUUGAGAACACUCGUUGCGAGAUGAAGAAGUUUAUCAGAGAAUCUCUGCAAAAAAAAUUUAGAAGCCAAAAUAAUCAUGACGAUGAGUUGGGCAUUUUUAAGCAACUAUCUCAACAUCUUAGUGACCCACAAAAUUUCCGAGAUAAGGUUGUUACAGUUCUUUCCAGAUCACAGUCUCAACGUCUUGCUGUUAGAAAGGUACUGGAUGGACUUGAGGGCUUGCCUUCUGAGACCCUAUUUGCAAUGAGCAGAAAGCUUAAAGGAGUACAACAUUUACCUCAGUUACAUCAAAAGAAAAAUACAUUGUACAAAAAGACUUUGAUUGAUCAAUUGCGGAAAACUUGUGACACGAUGCUUUCCGAACUUGGUACAGGAGAUGAACUGCAGGAAUCACUAGCCAAAGCCAUGGCAGUAGCAGGCCUAUCAGUGAAGUUACAACCAGGUCUCCAUAAUUCGACUGUAACAGAAUUUCGCCGAUUUUCAAAAGAGGUGAAGUUACAUCCAGGUCUCCAUAAUUCGACUGUAACAGAAUUUCGCCGAUUUUCACAAGAGAUGAAGAUACUGCAGGAUGAUAUUGCAAGGGCUAUUUGGCUAGUUGAAAAAAAGGUUAGCUUGCUAGAGCUCGAAAAGUUGAAGACUAUAUUAGGCCGAGAUGCUGAAGUAUCAAACAGGAGCUUACGAUAUGCAAUUAAGAAAAUGCUAACUGAAUAUCUCUUCGAGUGUGGUGAUAUGGAUACAAUUCCGAAGUCAUUAUUGGAAGCUCUUGAUAUUAUCAACAUGUCACGAAACAAGCUGCAUAGACUCUUCUUAAAGGAUGAAAUUGAAGAAGAGGUGGAAUGUAUAUUGAAUGUGAGUGCUCAGGCAAAGCAGAUUGUAUGGGAUAUGUUCCCUGACCAUGAGUUAGAUCUAGACUUUGCUGAGGCAUAUGUUGAGGAAAUGGAGGAUGAAGAUGAUGAUGAUGAUGACGAUGACGAGGAUGAUGGUGAUGAUAGGUCUAGCAAUGAUGAUAACAACCAUAAUCAUGGUUCGCCACAGGAACAAGGAAUAUCUGGAAGUGACAGAUCUCACUCUGAUGAUUCACAUUAUGAGGAUGAAAGCACUGGGGAAACAAUGUUCUCCAAUCAAGGAACUUCUCAUGAUUUCAAUGGUAUUAGACGAGGGUUUCCUGGGACUUCUACUGAGAGACAUGAACCUGAACAUGACACUGGAAUGGAUACAGAUGACCCUUUGCAUGUCGAGCCAGAUGAUGUGCAUAAACAAACCACUUGUAACCAAUACCUUGCAAUUCAAGAAGUGUCUGAUAAGACAAGCAUGAUAGCCCAUGAUCUUGUUGGUCAUAUGUUGGAGGAGUUUGCACAGAAAGAUGGCUUGGAUUUGGACUGGGAUGAUACAUUAUAUCUGAAAGGUGAUUGUGCAACUCGAGAAGAUUCAGGAGUGGUAGAAGAAAGGCAGACAUUGUCUCAGGAGAACAGAGGCGGUUCUGUAAUUGUUAGUGUAAUUGAGGAUCUAAUACCUUCAUUUCCAAAGAGUGGAAUCGAAGCAUUAAGGAACUUGGUGGGCAAAUAACAGUAUCAGGCAACGUUCAUGCUUCUUACUGUGUUUCUCUUUCCUGUGAUUGGAACCAGGGUCUUUUACAAGAUGAGUGGAACUACUACGUGAAUUACUCAUUGAGUCUUAGGAAAUGUGAAUCUUGUCCGCACAGGAAACCAUACUUCGAUGUAAUUGCUUCACUAAAUGCCUUUCUUUUUCAAAUGCAUUAUGCUUCCCAAACAUGUGGAUUUGGAAGUCAGUAAUACAGCGGCUGUUAUUACCUCA
This is a messenger RNA of Rosa chinensis, 2347 nucleotides long. RefSeq lists its product as uncharacterized. The record is from RefSeq and is a predicted model, not a curated record. NCBI's taxonomy places the organism in Eukaryota, Viridiplantae, Streptophyta, Magnoliopsida, Rosales, Rosaceae. The coding region runs from base 143 to 2098 and encodes 651 amino acids. The transcript has 5 exons.